Molecule: messenger RNA, 1100 nt
Organism: Macrobrachium nipponense
Lineage: Eukaryota; Metazoa; Arthropoda; Malacostraca; Decapoda; Palaemonidae
Product: rho-related GTP-binding protein RhoG-like
Exons: 5
Coding region: 430-1047 (205 amino acids)
Biological process (GO): small GTPase-mediated signal transduction
Molecular function (GO): GTPase activity; GTP binding
Source: RefSeq, a predicted model, not a curated record
UUCGUUAGUGUCUCCAUUGCCUCGGUGCUAUUCAGUUUCUUUAUUGUAGUCUCUCCACUUAGCUGCCAAAGGUCUUUUAUCAUAUAUUAAGACGCUUUAAAACAAAUGACAGACUCUGGUGUAGACUAGAACCCUUAACCAUUACAGGAAUCAUGAAGUGAUGUUGUGUUUCAUGAACUUAGUUAUCACCACGACAAUAUUAGCCAAAGUAUUUGCCAAUUGAUAAGGUGCAGUGAACAAUCUAUUUCCAUUGACAAAAUUGUGAUAUUUAAUACAGUAUGGUACUACCCUGACACGUAGCGCGGAAGUGCGGACAAAUGAAGUUUUGAGCGAAAUUCAACAUAAUUAAGCUAUUGCUCGUCAUCUUGAACUACAUUGACCUUACUUAUAUUUUUCCCAGCAUCAUCAGAGGUUGUUGCUACAUAAAAAAUGUCGGGAAUGGGACGAGUCCUCAAGAUCGUGGCUGUAGGUGAUGGCGCUGUCGGGAAGACGUCACUCCUCCUGGCCUACACACAGGGGGUGUUUGACCCACAGUACAUCCCUACAGUCUUCGAGAACUACGCAGGUGAUAUCGAUCUCGACGGCAAAAAAUACAACUUCACUUUAUGGGACACUGCUGGCCAGGAGGGUUUCGACAGAUGCAGAGUUCUAUGUUACAAAGGGGCAAGUGUAUUUUUGGUAUGUUUCAGCAUCGACAACCCAAACUCCUUAGAGAACGUUCGCCAGGUCUGGCUGCCGGAAGUGAGGAAGGAAUGUGGAGACAUGUUCCUACCCUCUUGGUUGGUACAAAAUCGGACCUACGAGACUCUCCGCAGCCGACCAAUAUUGUCAAGACUGCAGAAGGGAGGAAGGCUGCCAAGUCACUCAAAAUGGCCGGGUACGUCGAAUGUUCAGCCAAGAAGAUGGAUAACCUCAAACAAGUGUUCACAGAAGCCGUUCAAGCCACGGAACCUAAUUACCGUAAAGGAUUCAGCUGUGUUAUUUUGUAGAUGCAAUGCGACCAAGGCUCCAUUCCUUCACGCACAUAAUAACUGGACUGCCAACUGAAAACGCCCAAGAUACUCAGACCAGUGAAAAAUUCCGUUUAUUUUUCACUGCCA